GUUGUUGUUCUUUCGACGGUCACCCUGUCGUCAUUCUGGAAAUUGUCCGGUUAAAUAACGUCUAAUGUAGUCGGACGGUGGUUAUGUUUUAGUGUUAAAGCUAAACAAACGAGGGCGACACAAUGAAAUAAUUAUGGGAUGUUUUACCUCAUUGAGACGACAGCAUAAGAAGACAGGUUAAUGACAGUACGUGUAGAUCUAGUAUUUCAUCGGAAGGUGUCUGUCUUCUUCCUCUGACACAAUAUGAAUCAUAGAUUGGCCCCAAAUAUCUGGGUGAAAAUAGACAGAGCAUCUUCUAUGUGUCAGACUCAUUCUCGCAGGUCAGCGGCUUUACUGCUCUUGUUUGGUACCUCCUCCUGUAGGAUCCAUGUGCAACAACCUGUUGGCUACCUCAACCUGAGGCACUUCCAUCAUCUGAAGACUAGAGGCAGGAAGGCAUGGAUCUUUAAAGCCAGCCAGAUUAGGCAGCGACUUGGACUCCACACCAGCUCCCUGUGUUUGAAUACUUCAGCUUCCAGGUGGUCUGCGGGUCUGAGCCAGCACAUGUCGCGGGUCAGGAGUACUUUGGACACAGUUUCCAAGGCUGUAAGUGGGACGCAUACACAGCUUCUGUCCAAAAUCUCUCGCCUCAAACCAAAGGAACAGAAACAGCUCUUGGCCAGUGUUGAAUCUACAGCAAAACUUGAGGAAAAAACAAUCACCGCCACUCCUUCUCCCACUGUAUCCACUACACCCAGUUCUUCUGCACACACUGGCCUCUCUACUUCUGCAGCUGCAUUUGAUGGGAGGACCACUGCUUCCACUACUCCCGCUGGUUCUGCUCAGGUGACUGUCACCCCUGCGAUCGUCACUAUGCGUGACGUUAGUAAUAAAAAGCUGAGACGAGCUGCUCCCACCGUCAAAGCUACUAAAAAACAGCAGGAAGAGGAGGAGCUUCCUGCACCUCAGAGUAACAAUGGGUACAAAAUCACUACUUCCAAAGAAACUCCAGGACUUUUCCAUCCCAGUGCAUUUUCAGCCAACCUAGAUGAGACCUACAGCUACUUGUCUCAUCACAUCAACUCUUACUUUGGCAGCGCAGCAAAGACUCAGAACGAGAAAGGCGACAAUAUCGACAACAACCCACCUCCCUAUCAGCCUCAGCAACACUCCGACCUCGUACCUGUGUCCGAUAAAGCCGGCCGCGCCGCUCCCAUCACCCCGCCGUCCUCCAAGAAGAGUUUGGGACAGUACUUGUCCUAUUCUGCUCCCACUGUGCAGGCAUUUGUUGGGAACUACAUUGCGCCUCUUGUCCCUAAAUUCAGAGUGGGAGAGUCUAAAAGCACCGCGAUGGAGGAGAAGAAACCUGAGGCUGUGAUGGUGAAACCGACUGAAAGCCCGAUUAGCAGAGAGCAGAGUGCUGCAGAGGAGAAAGCUAAGAAACUUCUGCUCCAACGGGAGAAGAUCAUAGCCAGGGUGAGUGUGGACAACCGCACCCGGGCUCUGGUCCAGGCUCUCCACAGAGCAUCAGACGUCAGGGUCUACAUCAGCAGGGUGGAGGACUUAAGUUACCACCUGCUGGAGUUUCCAGAGACCCGGGGUGUAGCAGUCAAGGAGAAGGUCAUUCCUUGUCUGCUGCGUUUAGAGCAGGCCAACGACCCGGGCUUAAGGGCUGCAGUCAGAGAAGCUCUCGCCUUGGUUGGCUAUCAUAAGCCUGUAAAAGGCCGUGGGAUACGAAUCUUGUCCAUAGACGGAGGAGGUUUACGGGGAGUUCUUGCCCUUCAGACCUUACAGAAGCUGGAAGCCCUGACCGGCAAACCCAUCCAUGAACUGUUUGACUAUAUUUGUGGUGUCAGCACAGGAGCUGUCAUAGGGUUCAUGCUGGGCGUGAUCCAAAUCCCUGUGAAAGAGUGCGAUGAUCUGUACCGGAGGCUGGGCUCAGACGUUUUCAAGCAGAACGUGAUUUUAGGCACCGUGAAAAUGGGCUGGAGCCACGCUUUCUAUGACAGCGAGGCGUGGGAGAACAUCCUCAAGGAGAAAGUGGGCUCCCAUAUCUUAGUGGAGACGUCAAGAAAUCCUGAUUGCCCCAAGGUGGCAGCUGUGAGCACCAUUGUGAACCAGGGGCUUCCUCUGAAGGCGCAUGUCUUCAGGAACUACAACCUGCUGCCCGGGGUGCGCUCCCACUACCUAGGGGGCUGCCAGUACCAGCUGUGGCAGGCCAUCCGUGCCACGUCAGCAGCCCCCGGGUACUUCCAGGAGUUCAAACUGGGAAAUGAUCUCCACCAGGACGGAGGUCUGCUGAUUAACAACCCAACAGCGCUCGCGAUCCAUGAGUGUAAGUGUUUGUGGCCCGACACGCCGCUGGAGUGUGUCGUGUCGCUCGGCACAGGACGCAUCGAAACCACUGGCAAGACCAGUGCCACUUAUACGAGCCUCAAAACGAAACUCGCCAACGUCAUCAGCAGUGCCACAGAUACCGAGGAGGUUCAUGCCAUGCUGGACGCCUUCCUCCCUCCCGACACCUACUUCCGCUUCAACCCCUUCGUGAACGAAGAAGUCCCCAUGGACGAAAGCCGGCUUGAGAAGCUCAACCUGCUGCAGGCCGAGGGCCUCCGUUACCUGGAGAGGAACGAGGAGAAGCUGAGGAAGGUCGCUCGCCUCCUCACCCGAGAGAAAAGCUCCGUCCAGAGGGCGACCGAGUGGGCCAGGCUCAGGGCUGACAUGUACAACGGCCUGUCGUCAAAGCUGUAGAAACAAAAGGAAGUGACUUUUCCCAGCCCAAAUCCUCCACACAAUCUACGUUUAACUUUAUGUCAUGUUACUGUGGUUACUGUAGCAUAGUUAGUCUUUUUUUUACCAGUAGCUGUAAAAAAGAAAAACGGUGUGAGAUGCAUAUAAAAUGCCAAACGCCUUCUCUACUCACCAAUACUUUGACAGAUAUUUCUACUGUUGAUGUGCCAACAGCUCUAGCACGUCCCACAUAAGCAAUUUUCAUUUACUGCCAACAACUUUGGCAGGGAGCAAUUAUCUGGUUACUACGUGUGUAUCACUCAUUAAGCGUGGUUUUUAAAUUAACAAUUGUGAAGUUUGAGGAAAUCCUCAAAUAUGAAUCAGAGCAACGCUGUCAAUAAGAUUUAGAGGCGCUGCGCCUGUUGACUUCCCUCCUUAAAUUAGUGAAAGUGAUAUGAAGCCAAGGCCACUGGAGAGUUGGCUUCAAUUAAAAUAAAAACUUGAAUAUAUUUAAAGCGUAGAAAUUACAAAGCUUGAUAGUUUUAUGYSUGUUGGGUGUUAUUUCUAAAUUACACUAAUAUCCCUUGUUGCUUAUUUGCAAAAGAAUAAUUAAGCUACUUCAGCACAGUCUCAUAUUGCAGUUGAAUGAAGCGGCUGAAAAAAAUAAAAAAAUAUUUACAACGUCGUAUAAUUUUAGGAGUUGUAAUAUUUCACGUGAGCACUUUUUAAUUAUUAGCUUUCUUUUUUAAUGUUACCUGCCAAUACUGAUUUUUAGCUAAUUCCAAUUUCUCUUACAGUAGCUUAAUUACCACCGUUUAAAGUAUUUUUUUUAGGUUUCCAGCAAUGAGCAGCUAUUAAAUAUUGAUAUUUCAUCAGCAGAUGUUUCUUUAAAGUACACAAGCUUGUCAAACGUUGGUUAGCGUAAUUUAUUAGCGACUACUGUGGUAACCAUUAGUAAACUGGCACUCUCUGUGUCUACUUCCUAAAAAAAUUUAUAUGGUUACUUUAAAGUUUCCAAAAGGCUGCUAUCAUUUCCAAAUGCGCCCUGUUCCAUAACAGACUCAAGGGGAUAAAGCCGAGCAGCUCCGUUCGUUGAGCACCACUUACCAACAUCAACCGUCGUAGCAGCCUCCUCAGAAACUUUCCUUUCCUUUUGAACACCUUUUGUGCUACAUCUGACUUCAUUCUUCCCUCUGUAACAACUUCAACACCGAAGAGUGUUAUGAGUCAAGGAACGGCUCGUUUCGUUAUAACUGCAACUAUCUCUCAUUUUUGUGAAGGAUAGUUGAGGUCCUAUGCUGCAGGUGACAUUUCCCAGCUAUGGGUAAAUUGUGUGUGUAACACAAAUGGUAGAUGAGGGUCAGCCUCAGCCAUUACAAGUAUUACAAAUGUGUUUCUAAUAUAAAUAAGAUGCUAUAGAGAGAAUAUAAAUCACAGAUGUGUUAUUUAACAGAGAUCCAAAGCAUGUCUGUCAUAUUGUUGUGUUGUUUUAACUUUAGAGUAUUUAAAGUAGUUUCAAACACUUUUCUAUUGACUGUUUGGUUCUGCUUACAUGUUGUGCUGUCUUCAGCUUGCCCUUUUUGCUUUGAUGCCUCUCUCGCUUCUCAUCUCAUCGCAGUUUCUUCUCUCCCGUACUGUAAUGUUUUCUAAAAUGAUGCGGCUUGUAUAUGAAGGAUUGUAUUAAAACAGAUUUCUUUUUGUUCUGCUGUUAUCGAUUUGCCACAGUGGAAAAAUGGGUCUCCUCUGUUUGCCGCUGUAUAAGCAGCAGUCGUCCAUUUCUAGACCCAACCAGGUCAUGCACUGUGUAACCAAUGGAGUCGCUCCCUGAGGGACCCUGAAGUAAGACGGCUACUGAUAUCGUCCUAAUUGUUUUAAUUUUACCGUCCAUCUCGUGUUGGUCCAGUGUAAAUACUGUUUGAGAAUAUAAUUAAAACCCACCGCUGAACCAUAAUG
Poecilia reticulata (guppy) is the source of this 4662-nucleotide messenger RNA. Its product is annotated as calcium-independent phospholipase A2-gamma-like. Lineage: Eukaryota; Metazoa; Chordata; Actinopteri; Cyprinodontiformes; Poeciliidae. The record is from RefSeq and is a predicted model, not a curated record. Gene Ontology annotation, cellular component: membrane. Gene Ontology annotation, biological process: arachidonate metabolic process.